This is a messenger RNA of Lymnaea stagnalis (great pond snail), 6041 nucleotides long. Lineage: Eukaryota; Metazoa; Mollusca; Gastropoda; Lymnaeidae. The record is from the annotation of a GenBank genome assembly.
AUGACCUUAGAGUUCGCCAAGAAGGGAUUCAUCCACCCUGGCAUAGACGUGCACGCCCCUGACAUGGGGACCACCGAGAGGGAAAUGAGCUGGAUCGCUGACCAGUACACGACGUCCAUCGGCUUCAUGGACAUCAACGCCCGCGCUUGCGUCACGGGCAAGCCGAUCACACAGGUAACAAAACGUGGGUUCUUAACCAGGGCUGGCCGCAGCGCCCUUAUUGGGUUCAGGGGUGCAGUUUCAUGGGUGGCGGGAAGACCAAGAACAUAAAUGAGGUUUAUUUCCAUAUUUAUGAGCAUUUUUAUCGUGGUAGGGGUGUGUGGGCAAUAUGUAUUGAAAACAAGAUGGAGGUGCGGGAUACGUUUCCAAAUUAAAAGAGGUUAAGGGGGGGGGUGCUGUGCUGCAAAAAGAUUGAAAGUCCUGUUCUUUAACAUUGUUACAGUAACUGAGGGUAAUGGCCCGUGUCCGAUGACACGGACAAAACUGUCUAAUUCGUUGUCAGUGGUAUGCAUUAAAUGUCAAACGUUGAGGGGAAAGUGGAGGCGGAGAGAGAGAGAGAGAGAGAGAGAGAGAGAGAGAGAGAGAGGCGGGGAGGAGGGGGGAAAUUUGUUAAAUACGUGUACUCAUUUGUGUUGCUACCUUUCCUCCCCCACCCCACCCAGUGAAAACGUUGACUAUGACGAUGUGGCUGCCCUGGCAGCUCUGAUGACCUACAAGUGUGCCAUGGUCAAUGUGCCGUUUGGUGGCGCCAAAGCUGGGGUUAAAAUUAACCCCAAAAACUAUUCAGGUAAGCAGUUGCGAGAUUGAACAACUUUGACAGAAUACAUCUUUAUUCUUUCGUAAAAUAAUAAAAAUAAAUAAAAAAAUAAUUUGUUACUACAUUUGAAGACGCAAGAUAAAAGCGAAGAAUGCCAUUUGUUUAUCUUGGUUUAAAGUUGAAAUUUUCCGAGGACUGAUUCAUACUCAGAUGUUAAUGGGUCAUUCUGUAAGCAGACUUCGAUGGCUUCAUUUUUGAUACAUAUUUAUAUAUAUAUAUAUAUAUAUAUAUAUAUAUAACACCGGUGAAAGAGACAUUUUCACGACUGAUUGAAAGGGACACACCAUGACAUUGACAGGUGCACACACGAAUGAUAGUGGCGCACCGGUGAAAGAGACAUGUUCACGCAUGAAUGAUAGGGACACAUGACAUUGACAGGUGCACACAUGAAUGAUAGCGACGCACCGGUGAAAGAGACAUGUUCACGCAUGAAUGAUAGGGACACACCAUAACAGAGACAGGUGCACAAACGAAUGAUAGUGGCGCACCGGUGAAAGAGACAUGUUCACGCAUGAAUGAUAGGGACACACCAUGACAUUGACAGGUGCACACAUGAAUGAUAGUGAAGCACCGGUGAAAGAGACAUGUUCACGCCUGAUUGAAAGGGACACACCAUGACAUUGACAGGUGCACACACGAAUGAUAGUGGCGCACCGGUGAAAGAGACAUCUUCACGCAUGAAUGAUAGGGACACACCACGACAUUGACAGGUGCACACAUGAAUAAUAGUGGCGCACUGUGAAAGAGACAUGUUCACGCAUGAAUGAUAGUGACACACCAUGACAGAGACAGGUGCACACAAGAAUGAUAGUGACGCACCGGUGAAAGAGACAUGUUCACUCAUGAAUGAUAGGAACACACCAUGACAGAGACAGGUGCACACAUGAAUGAUAGUGGCGCACCGGUGAAAGAGACAUGUUCACGCAUGAAUGAUAGGGACACACCAUGACAGAGUCAGGUGCACACACGAAUGAUAGUGGCGCACCGGUGAAAGAGACAUGUUCACGCAUGAAUGAUAGGGACACACCAUGACAUUGACAGGUGCAUACAUGAAUGAUAGUGGCGCACCGGUGAAAGAGACAUGUUCACGCAUGAAUGAUAGGGACACACCAUUACAGAGACAGGUGCACACACGAAUGAUAGUGGCGCACCGGUGAAAGAGACAUGUUCACGCAUGAAUGAUAGGGACACACCAUGACAGAGACAGGUGCACAGAUGAAUGAUAGUGGCGCACCGGUGAAAGAGACAUGUUUACGCAUGAAUGAUAGGGACACACCAUGACAUUGACAGGUGCACACAUGAAUGAUAGUGAAGCACCGGUGAAAGAGACAUGUUCACGCAUGAAUGAUAGGGACACACCAUGACAUUGACAGGUGCACACACGAAUGAUAAUGGCGCACCGGUGAAAGAGACAUGUUCACGCAUGAAUGAUAGGGACACACCAUGACAUUGACAGGUGUACACAUGAAUGAUAGUGACGCACCGGUGAAAGAGACAUGUUCACGCAUGAAUGAUAGGGACACACCAUGACAGAGACAGGUGCACAUAUGAAUGAUAGUGGCGCACCGGUGAAAGAGACAUUUUCACGACUGAUUGAAAGGGACACACCAAAAAAAUAAACCUCCGUCCUGUCCGUUUAUUUCAAAGUACCUCCCCCCACCUCCCCCCCCUCCCCCCCCCCCAAUAACGUGGUCCUGUGUUAUUUUGUUAGGCCAAGCUCACUUUAAAAAUAAACAACUACAACCAAUGUGUGUAGUAGCCGUAUAAAAGCCGUACCUUUGCCACUGGUUGCCCCCCAUGACCGCCUUCAUGUCUCCCGUUCCACCAGGGUGGUAUACACGGCAGGAUCUCAGCCACCGGCCGUGGCGUUUUCUUCGGCAUCAAGAAUUUCAUCAUGAACGCCGACUACAUGGAGAGCAUUGGCCUGGCGCCUGGCUUUCACCAAAAGGAGUUCAUUGUGCAGGUAUGUAUGGCAAAAAAUCUUCAUCUACAAUUUAACGGUAUUUAUACACUCACAACUCGAUGUACCUGCAUAAAUGAGAAAAUGGAGAAUGUCAUGAGCACUUUAGUGCCUGAAAAAAAUUAAAUAUUUUUUUUAAAAUUAUGUCUGAUGCGCUUUCUGAUCUACCAAUAAUGUGAAGAACCAGUAGAUCAGUGGUUCUCAACUUGUGGGUCGCGACGCCUUUGGAUUGGUGGGGGGGGGGGCGGUUAACGACCCUUACACAGGGGUCGCCUCAGACGAUCGAAAAUCAUAUUUAUGAAGUAGCAACCAAAAGAAUUUUAUGUUUGGGGGUGACCACAACACGAGGAACUGCAUUAAAGGAUCGCGGCAUUAAGAAGGGCGAGAACCACUGCAGUAGAUCAACACGAUGGGCCAACUGUAGGUUUCCAUAUUUAUCAUUCUUUUGUUGUGUCUUAAAAAAAAUGUUCUUACUUAUUGUAAGUUACCUACAAUAGUUAUAUUUAUUACACUUUACUAACAGUCCCAUAUCAUUGCUUCGGCAUUGUCAAAUUGACACCCUGCGGUUUUCUCGAUUUCGCCCGCAGGGUUUCGGCAAUGUUGGCUACCACACAACGCGCUACCUGCACCGCGCGGGGACGUUGUGCGUGGGGGUCGCCGAGAUCGACGGCAGCAUCUACAACCCGAAAGGGAUCGACCCCGCCUGCCUGCACGAGUACAAGAAAGCCCACGGCACCAUUGUGGGCUUCCCCGGGGCCGAGCCCUAUCACGGCAACCUGCUGACAGAGAAAUGCGACAUCCUCGUGCCCGCGGCUAGUGAGAAGCAGAUCACGGCGAAGAUCGCCAAUGACAUUCAGGUACGCUGGAGUCAUUUACACGCAUGAAUGACAGUGGUGCACCGAUCAAAGAGACAGGUGCCCACACACGAAUGAUAGUUGCGCACCGGUGAAAGAGACAUAUUAACGAAUGAAUGAUAGAGACACACCAUGACAGAGACAGGUGCACACAUAAAUGAUAGUGGCGCACCGGUGAAAGAGACAUGUUCAUGCAUGAAUGAUAGUGACACACCAUGACAGAGACAGGUGCACACACGAAUGAUAGUGGCGCACCGGUGAAAGAGACAUGUUCACCAAUUAAUGAUAGGGACACACCAUGACAGAGACAGGUGCACACACGAAUGAUAGUGGCGCAACGGUGAAAGAGACAUGUUCACGCAUGAAUGAUAGGGACACACCAUGACAGAGACAGGUGCACAUAUGAAUGAUAGUGGCGCACCGGUGAAAGAGACAUUUUCACGACUGAUUGAAAGGGACACACCAUGACAUUGACAGGUGCACACACGAAUGAUAGUGGCGCACCGGUGAAAGAGACAUGUUCACGCAUGAAUGAUAGGGACACACCAUGACAGAGACAGGUGCACAUAUGAAUGAUAGUGGCGCACCGGUGAAAGAGACAUUUUCACGACUGAUUGAAAGGGACACACCAUGACAUUGACAGGUGCACACACGAAUGAUAGUGGCGCACCGGUGAAAGAGACAUGUUCACGCAUGAAUGAUAGGGACACACCAUGACAUUGACAGGUGCACACAUGAAUGAUAGUGGCGCACCGGUGAAAGAGACAUGUUCACGCAUGAAUGAUAGGGACACACCAUGACAUUGACAGGUGCACACAUGAAUAAUAGUGGCGCACCGGUGAAAGAGACAUGUUCAUGCAUGAAUGAUAGUGACACACCAUGACAGAGACAGGUGCACACACGAAUGAUAGUGACGCACCGGUGAAAGAGACAUGUUCACUCAUGAAUGAUAGGAACACACCAUGACAGAGACAGGUGCACACAUGAAUGAUAGUGGCACACCGGUGAAAGAGACAUGUUCACGCAUGAAUGAUAGGGACACACCAUGACAGAGACAGGUGCACACACGAAUGAUAGUGGCGCAACGGUGAAAGAGACAUGUUCACGUAUGAAUGAUAGGGACACACCAUGACAUUGACAGGUGCACAAACGAAUGAUAGUGGCGCACCGGUGAAAGAGACAUGUUCACGCAUGAAUGAUAUGGACACACCAUGACAUUGACAGGUGCAUACAUGAAUGAUAGUGGCGCACCGGUGAAAGAGACAUGUUCACGCAUGAAUGAUAGGGACACACCAUUACAGAGACAGGUGCACACGCGAAUGAUAGUGGCGCACCGGUGAAAGAGACAUGUUCACGCAUGAAUGAUAGGGACACACCAUGGCAGAGACAGGUGCACACAUGAAUGAUAGUGGCGCACCGGUGAAAGAGACAUGUUCACGCAUGAAUGAUAGGGACACACCAUGACAUUGACAGGUGCACACACGAAUGAUAGUGGCACAUCGUGACAGAGACAUGUACACGCGUGAAUGAAAGUGGCACAUCGUGACAGUGACAUGCACACGCAUGAAUGAUAAUGGCACAUCGUGACAGAGACAUGUACACGCGUGAAUGAUUGUGGCACAUUGAUGACAGAUUGGGGUCAAACAUAAAUGAUACGCCCAAGGACGGACUUUUGCUCCCAAGUCAGCCCUAAAUUUUUGGACGCCCUACCUCCAUAGAACAAACUAACAUAAUUACUUUUGAUAUUUUUUUAUCAAACUAAUGAAUAUAAGUUGUCUGAAUUUAAAAUGGUUGUUUUGAAACGUGCAGCAAUUAUACUAUUAACAAGAAAUUUUCAUAUUGCAGUUAGUAAACAAUUUCUUGUACCAAAGUCUUUGUGCCGUAGAAAAGUAUUUCUUCACAUAAUUCAAAUCCACGUCAAAUGUCUGAGAUAUUACUUAUAGUGGAAGCUUGAAACAGAAAGACAGGACAAUAAAUAAAAAAAGGAAAGUUUCGGCUAAAAGCCUUCCUCGGCAAACAGGACAGACGAAGAAAUGACAAGAAAUAGAAAGUAUUAAAAAAACAAAAACAACUUAAGUGUUCGCCAAAUUUAAAUACUUUCUAUAUGGUGUUAAGUCCGAGACAGAUGCAGAGGAAACACUAAAAUUCAACUUUUACUAAAUGUCUCAUUUUGCAACAAUCACCCCCGUAGGCAAAAAUCAUCGCAGAGGGCGCCAAUGGCCCGACGACUCCUGCCGCUGAGAGCAUCCUCAUAGCCCGUAAGGUCCUGGUCAUCCCCGACCUCUACAUCAACGCGGGUGGCGUCACCGUGUCCUACUUCGAGUGGCUGAAGAACUUGAAUCACGUGAGCUACGGGAGGCUGACCUUCAAGUACGAGCGGGACGCCAACUACCACCUGCUGAACAGGUAA